CAACUUUUUUUGGCCAAGAACUUGCCUUUUUGAUCUUUACAGCUUGCUCUACAGAAGGGCUUUAAUUUCAAAUGCCAAAUUGACCAUUCUCACCAUUCCAUUCAACUCGAUUCUUUUCCAAUACUCUGCAUUGCAAAUAUUAUUUUAGUUGUUGGUGUCUUUCAGCAUGGAAGAUGUGGAACUUGUUCCAGAAAAAGAGAAAAUUGAAGAUGGAAAAGAGGGAUGCCCUUCAUUUCAUUGUGACCUUUAUGAUGCAGAAAUUGUUCACAAAAUAGCUCAAGUGCUCCUGCCUGGAUUAGCAGCAGCUUGUGUUGACAACACAACAGGUGGUAUAUUCAGGUCCCCUGCUUCAGUGGCUGUUGACUUGAGAAAAGAAAUGAUAGACUAUCUCACUCAGCGAAGUGAAAGUUUUGUUGCUGAAUCUAUUAUCUUGGAAGAUGGUCCAAAUACAGAGGUAUCUGACCACCCUUAUGAUAUUAUUGCUGAUUUUGUUGACGAUUUUGCAAGUUCAAAGAGGAAUUUCUUUAGUCGGGUUUCAGGGUGGCUAUUGAGUGAAAAGAGAGAAGACAAUGUAGAUGAUUUUGCACAAGAGAUGGAAAUAAAUGGGUUUUGGUUGAUGGAUAGGAGAGAAUUAGUUGCCCAGACUCUGGUUAAGAAUGUAGACUUCAAGAACACAUUUCACUGUGACAAGAAAUUCAACACUGCCGAAGAGCUAGCCAGGCAUGUUGUCAACUGCAACUUCAGGUCUAUGAACUGCAGAAAUGAGGGAUGUAACGCAAUCUUUUGUGCAAGCCAUUUGGAGAACCAUGAUUCCAUUUGUCCUUUUAAGAUAAUCCCAUGUGAACAGAAGUGCUCAGAUAACAUCAUGAGACGUGAAAUGGACAGGCAUUGUAUAACUGUCUGUCCAAUGAAGCUUGUGAACUGUCCUUUCUAUGCUGUGGGCUGUCAAUCCACUAUAGCACGGCAUAUGAUUCAGAAGCAUUGUUCGGAUGACCUCCAGUUACACUUGGUAUGUGCACUUAAAAAUAUCCACAAGGGAGCAUCUGAGGAGGAUUUGAAACAACGGGUGGAUCAAAUAGUGCAGUCAUCUUCUGGUCAGCUAGAUGCAACUAGAGACGCGAGAUCUCUAACCCUUAGAGUCAGGGAUCUUGAUUCAAAGCUCGGGCCACUAGAAGCUAAUACAGCCAAUAAGUCUAGUGAAGAAGGCACUGAGGAUCCCAACCACAUUACUUAUAAACCCAUUGAGGCUGAGGCUGAUGCUGACGCUGGAAACAAAGACAUUGAAGAAUCAUAUGAGGAUGGAAAUGUCGGUGAUGGAAAACCCACCAACACAACAAACAAGGUUGGUAAAGAGUCCACAGAGACUUCAAAUUUAACAUCUCAUGCUUCAGAGGAAGCACAAACCCAAGUCUUAAUAUAAAUCACUUGUUCUUAGCAGAAAGUGCCAGAGAUCUCAUUUAGCAUGAAACUCGAAUACGCAACUUCGUGAGUGCUCAAACACCAGUUCCGCUGCAAAAGUUUUGUUGACAAGAACUUUGAUUUUCUUCUUUUCCUUUAUACCCUUAUCAUAUUAGAUUCUUUUCUGACCCAUCUUGUCAUAUUAGAUUCUUUCAGGCUACGCACAGUCAUUCGCUUUAGGCAUGUUUCUCUUUACAAUUUUUUAGUUUCAGUUUGUAUCAAGAAAAAUCCAUCGCGGAUAUGGAGUGGCAUCAUAGCUUGACAUAAAUUUAAUAUUUUUAUGAAUUUCAAAAAUUUAUAAUAGUAUGAUGUCGCAUCAUAUUUUAGUAGGA
Molecule: messenger RNA, 1790 nt
Organism: Ricinus communis (castor bean)
Lineage: Eukaryota; Viridiplantae; Streptophyta; Magnoliopsida; Malpighiales; Euphorbiaceae
Exons: 3
Coding region: 167-1420 (417 amino acids)
Molecular function (GO): zinc ion binding
Source: RefSeq, a predicted model, not a curated record